Molecule: messenger RNA, 249 nt
Organism: Aureobasidium vineae
Lineage: Eukaryota; Fungi; Ascomycota; Dothideomycetes; Dothideales; Saccotheciaceae
Source: the annotation of a GenBank genome assembly
AUGGCCUCUCGUCAGCCCUCGGACCCCCGAGAGGUUCCGCCAGGCUCUAUCCUGCUCGUCGUCCAUGACUUUAUUGCCCGCAGCCCCGACGAGCUGAGCCUGGCCAAGGGCGACCGCAUCGAACUCAUCGAGCGAGACGACGACUUUGGUGAUGGCUGGUUCCUCGGUCGCCAUAUGACCACUAGUGCCACCGGCCUGUUUCCUGAAGGUGAGCAGACACGCACAACCAUCGCCUCUCAAACCUCGUGA